This is a messenger RNA of Dendrobium catenatum, 1346 nucleotides long. RefSeq names its product putative lipase YOR059C. Lineage: Eukaryota; Viridiplantae; Streptophyta; Magnoliopsida; Asparagales; Orchidaceae. The record is from RefSeq and is a predicted model, not a curated record. Bases 84 to 1154 code for a protein of 356 amino acids. The transcript has 11 exons.
UCUAUUUCUCUUUCUCUCUCUCUGCGAUUCUUGUUUGCUUGCAAUCGACCGUGGAAACUAGAAUCGCAAGAGAGCAAAAAGAAAUGGGUAGCGAUAGUGGAGUCUACACAGAGGAAUCUGGCUUCGAAAGAGUCGACGAUGUUAGCUCUUCGGAUGUAUCCGCCUCAGCCGAUCAUCUAGUCAUUAUGGUUCAUGGAAUCCUAGGAAGCACUGAUGACUGGAAGUUUGCUGCAAACCAGUUUGCGAAGGCUCUUAAAGACAAAGUGAUUGUUCACUGUAGUGAGCGCAACAUGAACAAACUUACUUUGGAUGGUGUUGAUGUUAUGGGUGAAAGAUUAGCUGAAGAGGUUGUUGAUCUCAUCAGUAAAAGACCAGGACUUAAGAAAAUUUCUUUUAUUGCGCACUCUGUGGGUGGAUUGGUUGCAAGAUACACAAUAGGAAUGUUAUACAGAACAGUAGAAAAAUCCCAAGUGAAUCUUGCAGAUGGUGCCCAUGGUGUGAAUGCUAAAGGAACAAUAUGUGGACUAAAAGCAAUGAAUUUCAUAACUGUUGCUACACCUCAUUUGGGCUCUAGGGGAAAUAAACAGGUUCCCUUUCUUUUUGGCCUCACAGUUGUAGAGAAAGUUGCUUCUUUAAUUAUUCACUUGAUAUUUAGAAGAACUGGUAGGCAUCUGUUUCUUACUGAUAAUGAUGCCCAGAAACCUCCACUUCUACAGCGCAUGGUGGAGGAUUGUGAGCUCCAGUUCAUGUCUGCAUUGGAAGCAUUUGAGCGUCGCGUUGCUUAUUCAAAUGUUGGACAUGAUCAUAUCGUUGGCUGGAGAACUUCAUCAAUCAGACGUAAUUCUGAAUUACCAAAGUGGGAUAAAUCUGUAAACGAGAAAUAUCCGCACAUUGUCUAUGAAGAAUAUACAAAAGGAAGUACUGCCGAAAGCUGUUCACACGAUACUAUUGAAGAAAACAACAAUGAUAUGCUAGAAGAGAAGUUGGUUGUAGGUCUUACUCGCUUGUCAUGGGAAAGGGUCGAUGUAAGCUUUCACAGCAGCAAGCAGAGGUUUGCUGCACAUAGUACAAUUCAGGUUAAGGAUACCUUUAUGCACUCAGAAGUGAUGAAUUGCAGCUCGGAAUUCUUAACAAGGUCAGAGUAUACUUCAUGAGGGGAUAGGAAAAGCUCACCUCCAUAUUUAGGUAUGUCAGAUAGUUUUUUAUUAUUGUUUUUUAUUUAUCUUUUUACAAAUUUUGUGAUCCCAACCUUUGUACGAGUGACAUGUAGCCUGAAAUGAGCAUCUUGCGAAACUAUGUAAUGAAAAUUGUAAUUCAAAUGAAAUCAUAUUGUAUAUUAUCAUUAU